GUUUGUUUAUUUUUGACGUACGCGGUCACGGUGGUUUCACGCCCCAUAAUCAGGACAAGCUGUAUUUUCUCUAAAUUUCUAUCCAUUUUCAUCAUUUUUUGGGGUCAAAUUUCCUCGGAUUUGUUCCAAGAAGUAAAAAAUGGCUUCAAAUUGCCGACAUGUCGUGCUGACAGGACCCCCAGGUGUAGGGAAGACAACGUUGGUUCAGAAGAUAGUUUCAAAAUUGCAAGCGAAGGUAGUAACCUGUCGGGGAUUCUAUACACAAGAAGUGCGGCAAGGAGGUAAACGUGUGGGCUUCGACAUCAUCACUCUUGACGGCAAGACUGGUGUGCUAUCCAGAGCUAAACCAGACAGUGGAGGUAACAGGCGGGAGUGUCGUGUGGGUCAGUACGUGGUAGAUGUCCCUGGUUUUGAGUCUCUCGCUCUUCCUUUAUUGAGGAUGCAGAGUACCGGACCUCACAUCUUGGUGUUGGAUGAAAUUGGUAAGAUGGAGAUGUUCAGUCAAGAAUUUGUGCGAGGAGUGCGUCAAGUUAUAUCACAGCCAGACAUGACUCUCCUCUUGACAAUCCCCAUCCCGAAGGGCAAACCAAUACCACUAGUUGAGGAAAUUCGAAGCCACCCAAAUAAUCUUGUAGUAAAUUUAACAAGAGAUAAUCGGGAUGAUUGUGACCUCCACGAGAAGAUAUUGAAAGUCCUCACAACGUCACUUCAGAAAUGAGGUUCAUCUAUGUCGUGACUUGUCUUCACUUACGACAGAUUGUUGCUGUUGUGAUAAUACCUAAAAAAUGACAGAUAAUUUGCAAUGUGGAUGUAUCUAUGAGGAAGAAUAGGAAACAUAUACAGUAAACAGAAGGAAGCCUGAUAUACUGUACUUACUGUUACCGGUAAUGGAAACACUGACUGCAUUUAGUACCGGUAUUUAAGCCAGUGAUUCAACAACAGGUGUGAUCAGAAGAAACUUUUCAGUUCAAGAAUUUGAUUAGCAUUAUUAUUUUAAUUUUUGAGACAAUAAGUUAGUGUUCAUCACCUUCCAUGUUAAAUGUAACCAUGAUCAGAUUAAGUAUUACUUGAUCAUUCAUUGAAGCUCUACUAUGGCACCAUUUCCAUAGGCCAGACAUGGGAGUUGCUAUUCCUUUGUCCAUUCACAGUUCCUAACCUAACCUAAGCCAACCCCAACCCAACCUGACCUCUCCUAACCUUAUUUAAUUCUACCCAGCCCAGUUUAACACCACCUUACCUUACCCACUAUAAUUUAACCCCACAUUAUCUUUCCAGUGUAAUAAUUUUAUGCAUUUUAUUAUUUAUUUCUAUCCAUUAGUUUUGUUUUUUAUUUACAGUACUAUAUUUUUGGACUUUUGUCAUAAUUUUUUCCCUGUGUAUAUUCAUUGAGGCAACCCAUGAUCACGUUACAGAUGAUUAUAUCCCAAUGGAAGUAACUUACUUAUCUCUUAGAAAUAUAGAGAAAUGUGUUUGUCAAUCAGAGAGAUAGAGAACCUGUCUGUCAGAGAAAGAGAUAUACCCAGCUUAUCGAUAUAUGUAAGAUAACAUUAAGAGAUUAUCUUAGUGUUUUUACGCUUGCUGAGUUUCAAUUCCUAAAAUUCUGAUAACAUCCUUUAAGACACGCUUGAUCUCUCUGGGUGGCAAUUUCUUUUGUCUUUUUUACCUGUGAUUUCCAGGUAAACAUUAAAGAUUAUGUCGUGUACAGUAUAUAAAUAAUAAACCAUGUCUUCCUUGAA
Messenger RNA from Homarus americanus (American lobster), 1736 nucleotides. RefSeq names its product cancer-related nucleoside-triphosphatase homolog. The transcript has 5 exons. Lineage: Eukaryota; Metazoa; Arthropoda; Malacostraca; Decapoda; Nephropidae. Bases 140 to 718 code for a protein of 192 amino acids. The record is from RefSeq and is a predicted model, not a curated record. Gene Ontology annotation, molecular function: ATP hydrolysis activity.